This is a messenger RNA of Carlito syrichta (Philippine tarsier), 1193 nucleotides long. It is a transcript of the gene RRP36, whose product is annotated as ribosomal RNA processing 36. The coding region runs from base 39 to 806 and encodes 255 amino acids. Gene Ontology annotation, cellular component: nucleolus; 90S preribosome. Lineage: Eukaryota; Metazoa; Chordata; Mammalia; Primates; Tarsiidae. The transcript has 7 exons. Gene Ontology annotation, biological process: maturation of SSU-rRNA from tricistronic rRNA transcript (SSU-rRNA, 5.8S rRNA, LSU-rRNA). The record is from RefSeq and is a predicted model, not a curated record.
AAGUCGCGCCACUCGUCGUUCGGGCCAUAAGUGAGCUGAUGCCGGCGUGCAAGCCCCGCUCCCGGGCAGUGGCCCGACGUCCCCGCGGGACCCGGGACGGCGGGGAGGACAGCGGGGACCUGGGGCCCGGGGCCGCGGCCCGCGACCUGCGGAUGGGCACAUCUAACAUGUCGUUUGAGGAGCUGUUGAAAUUGCAGAGCCAAGUGGGGACUAAGACAUUCAAACAAUUGGUAGCCGGAAACACCAUUGAGAAACAAGGGUCUAGCCCACCUGUGCAAAAUGCAUGUGUAGCAGAUAAGCACAGGCCUCUGGAAAUGUCAGCCAAAAUUCGAGUACCAUUUUUACGUCGGGUUGUUCCCAUCAGUAAAAAGGUGGCCCGCGACCCUCGCUUUGAUGAUCUGUCAGGGGAAUAUAAUCCUGAAGUGUUUGACAAAACGUAUCAGUUCUUGCAUGAUAUCCGAGCCAAAGAGAAAGAGCUUGUGAAAAAGCAGUUGAAGAAGCACCGUUCAGGGGAGGAGCAUGAAAAACUGCAGCAGCUGCUUCAGCGAAUGGAGCAGCAAGAAAUGGCACAGCAGGAACGAAAGCGGCAGCAGGAACUGCGCCUGGCCCUGAAGCAGGAGCAGCGGGCUCAGGCCCAGCAAGGCCAUCAGCCAUACUACCUGAAGAAAUCUGAGCAGCGCCAGUUGGCGCUAGCUGAGAAGUUCAACGAGCUGAAACGCAGCAAGAAACUGGAGAGCUUCUUGAGUCGAAAGAGGCGCCGAAACGCAGGCAAGGACAGGAGACAUCUCCCUUUGAGCAAACAGUAAUAAGGAACUGCUCACUGCUCUGCUACUGCCCUGAGGAGACAUGGAUCUGUGGGGACAGACUUGGGCUUGGCCUUUUUUCUUGGUUCUUUUCCAUUCACAGCUGCCCUUGACCUAAGUUUGCUCAGAAAAGACCAGAAGGCUCUUGGACUGCCCUUAAGGCUAGAUAAGAAGAGCACUCAGCCUUCUGCCAUGCCACACUGCCUCUGCAUGGAUCUGGUUCAUCGUGUACUCACCUCCUUCUCCCUUGCCUUAAGCCAGUGGUUCUGGUACAGAAGAAUAGGGGCCAGUGUGCAACCUUGAAGCCAGUGAAGGCCAUGGAAUCUGUUCAUGACUCCCAGGGCUGGAAUUUUAUUAGGAGUCAGUUCAUAAACAUUUUUGUUACUCAUC